This is a messenger RNA of Dermacentor albipictus, 4059 nucleotides long. The record is from RefSeq and is a predicted model, not a curated record. Lineage: Eukaryota; Metazoa; Arthropoda; Arachnida; Ixodida; Ixodidae.
AAAAAGACCGAGCGCCAGACGAAAUGCGAGCGUGUGGAGUGGCCAUCUGUGGUCGCAUGGCCUCCCAAUUGGCUGCGCGCGCACGCACGGCGACAAGCUGGCGCGUCUUCGCCGUCGUGCACGGCAAAGUUGGCGCGCAUGUGCGGCGCGCCCGGCGACAGGGCUGCCGCACGGAGACGCUAGCAGCCGCAGCAGCAGCAGCAAGAAACGUCCUCGAGCACUUUAAUGAAGACGGCUCGCGGCGGCUCACAACUCGUCUGCCUGCUGCAGCCUACAGCCGCCGGUGCACACGUGCGACCCACCCAUCGCCGUCUGGCCACACAGUGGAGAACGAUCCCACGUCUUCGUCUUCGUGCUCUCGCCAAGGCGGGAGUAUACGACUGCAACGCUGAAGACGCCAUCUCACGGAACUUUAAAGGACUGGUCGGCGUGAACCAGACAAAGGCUAGAACUCGGGCAGCCAAGACCUGUGAGGAGGCCCACUUUGAGGACUGCUGCUUCGAGCAAAACAGAAAAGAUAAUUGGAAGAAGCUAACAAGACAUGCCAUCCCGACACUGUUUCCAUUUCGUCCUGUGCCGAAAUGCCGCAAGCCACCAAAGUGUAUCUUCCAAGACACAGCCUCUGCUAACGCGGCGGCGACUGGACUGGCAGCUAAUGAUGGAUCUGAAACCCAGUGUGGUAGCAUAUCAAACAGCCUGUGCCUUGAUGUGAUGGCAGCUGAAGAUGUGCAAGAUUAGCUUACCGAGAACUGUUACAAUAAUGUGAUCCACUCACCGCGCCAGCAUGACAGCCUGAACAUGUGCCACACUCCAGGCAGCUCUGGAACAAGUAGCCCUGCAUGCUUUACAUAUUUACGUUCACCAACUUCAUUGCCGUAUUAGGCAAACGCUCGCCUACCCAGGUGUUUAGUUGUCAACUGCAGUGUUGACAGUGAUGAGGACGACGAGCUUUCACAACAGAGGACUGCUGCUGCAACAUGUAGCAAGUUUCAGUCGAACGGAAUUGAUAAUGGAAAGUGUUCCUUAUCCCUCCCCCAUGUAGUCACAGAGUCGUCUAGCCACACAUCGGCUAGCCUCAGGGGUAGCACUUCUUGGAACAUGCUCCCUUCACUACAGCUGACAGAGAUCCAUUCUGAACCCAUUGGCACAAUGGUGUCAGAAUUGUCACCAGAAGAAGUAGCUGGGUCCUGUGAUAACCCCUGAGCUACCAAUCUGGUCUUGUUCACUUUCUCUGGAAAUGACACCAAUGAAAAGCUAGAAUCGACAUGCAAUAGCACUCCAGAGGUAAAAAAAGUACAGUGACCUAACACGGAAGUACAAGAGGCUGGAAAUGCUGCACAACAAGGCAAAGACCUCCAUUCGAAGCCUGAAGCAACAAGUCUGGGCGCCAAAAACUUGACUCCGUGUUCAAGAAGGAAUUCCUAAAUGCACACCAAAAGAAAGUACUAACAAGAAAAAAUAGCAAAGGAUGCGUUUGGUCUAAAAAACAAUGUGAACAUCGCUGCAAAUCAAGCAUGCAUGUCGUGCAGCUGGUUAUGAACUUCUGCGAUCAUUCUCGCAUCUUCUGCCCUCAAGCAAAACCCUGAUCAGGAGGUUACAAAAGAUCCACUUUCUUCCAGGUAUCCUCCAUGAAGUGUUCGAUGUGCUCAAGCGCAAAGUGGAGGCAAUGGAGGAUAUUGAAAAUGAUUGUGUCCUAUUCAUGGAUUAAAUGUAAAUCUCUCAAGGGUACGAGCAUGACCGCGCACUGGACUACCUUUUUGGCAGCACGACCUUGCCCGACACACCAGACAAUGUAGCAAACCACACGUUGGUGUUCAUGGUGGGUGGUCUAAACAAGAGCUAUAAGCAAGUGAUUGCAUACCACUUCACGGGUAGAUCUGUUGAUGGACAACUGCUGAAAGACGUUGUUUUCAGCCUCAUAUAUAAAUGAUUCACAGCAUAUCGCUAAGAGUUCUUGUCGUAACAAGUGAUAUGGGGUCAGCAAACCGGGCUGUGUGACGGUUGCUAGGGCUUUCUAGCCAUCGAAACUUUGAAACAGUUAGCAGUGUCCCUCACCCUCACCUUGAAGGUAGGCUGCUGCAUCUUAUGACGGACCCCCCAGCACAUGUUAUAAAAAAUCUGCGGGCAAGCUGUUUCUACUUGAACAAUCAGACAGUGAACCAGCAGGGUCUUCCUAGCAACAAGGUCGACGUCAAACAUGUAGAGUAAGUACUCGAGCACGACUCCGAUAAUGACCUUAAGGUAGCAAACAGCUUGUCUGCUGUCCAAGUGAGCGCUGGACAUUUUACAAAAAUGAAGGUCAGCAUUGCUGUACAGCUUCUUCGUGAAGCCCCAGCUGGAAUUCGCUACCUAAUCCAGAAAGGAAAGCUUCCAGCCGAGGCCGAAGCAAGGGCUUGGUUUUUUGAGCUACUUUGGAGAUGGUACAGCUUAAUGUCAUCACGUCAUCCUGUGCUUGCUCUGAGCAAGAUAGAUGUCACCAAGUAUAAAGAGGCGAUAGCAACGCUUCACCUUGCCCAGCAUACGGUGCGACAUGUGAAGAAGGGAACAGCGCACUGGAAGCCGUCCCAGGCAGGCCUUCUGAUUUCAGCAUCUGUUGUACUUAGCCUCGCAGAAGAACUUCUACGCCACUGUGGCUAGAUGUACGUCUUAACCAGUCGAUUAACCCUAGACUGCCUGGAAAACAUCUCAAUCUUGCCGAUGAAAAAGCCCUCCCCAAGUGCAUACGAUGUCAAAUGCGCUUUGAAACUGGUUUGUGUAGGGCUGUUUCUACACACACCGAAGUCAACAAGCAACGACAUUGAUGACAGCCUGCAUCUCACCGACCUUCUUGGUCCAACUCUACAAAAGCAGCUUCGGGAGUUUGCGGAUGACGAGGAGCGCCUAGAGGACCUUGUUAUUGAGGAAGUUUCAUCAACUGAAUGCGACAUCCUCGCCUACUUUGGAGGAUUUCUUCUCGGGGCUGUAAUGAAGGCAACAGAGAAUUGUGAGCCACGCAGGGCAGUAUUAUAGUUGGAGAAAAUGAAAGCUACAGUGCACUCGUCAACGUAAAAGAGUACGUAAAGGGAGCUCGCAACCUAAUCAGGCCCAGCAAUGAAGUGAUGGCUGUCCUGGUUCACUUUGAGGAACAUUUCAAGGCAUUUGUCUCAGCUGAUACCAUCUUGGACAUGAAGGCUCCGUUCAGGACCACAUCAAGGUUCUCGGCUGAAAAUGUGGACGUUAAUCUUGAAGGAGUGUGUAGUUCUCACAAGGAAAAGGUUGAAAAGUUGCUUUUGGAGAAGUAUGUUAGCUCACGCUUGCGGAUGCAUCUUUGCCAACAAAUGGCUCGACGUGUUGAGGCACAUUCGAGCAAGACGUGUGCUCGAGUAAACCUUUCAUAGGUCAAGCAAAAUGAUAAAAAAAAACCUCCUUGUAGCCUGCUGUUUUCAAUUCUGAACCGAAUGGCAUAGUGUGGAUACAGACUGUAGCUUAUCUGCUGGAUCCAGCUUAUUAAUUUCUCUUUUUUAUUACUUUCCGUGGCAUUGGUUAUUGAAAUAAAACUUCGUAAAGUAGGCACUUGGGGAGAGGGGGACAACGGUGCCGCAUAUGCAUGUUUUGCCUGAUAUGUAAAGCCGUCAGCCAAAUAGUAGACCAAACAGGUCACUUCGUAACUAUAUAGAGUCCUCCUGUUAGACGACUCCAAUGUUCAACACACUGCAAACCUAUCUGCUGUAUUUAUUGUGCAUAGGACACUGUUACAUUCAUUGUAUAUAUGCGUUUCCACAUCUUUUCAUGCUGCUUGCUACUACAAUUUUAACUGUCCUUUCUAAUAUGCUUUAUUCGGCACAUUUUGUGUUAAUGGUGUAGUUGGUAAGAAAGGCUUUCUUGCUGCAAGGAUUACAGACCACAAUGAUAAUGUGCGAAGCUGCACCUUUAUUGUUAAUUACUGUCUGUUUCAAAUAUUUUCUUGUAUUUCUACUUAUUUUCAGUAAUUGUGUCUAUCCGCUGUAUAUAUUCACAUUUCCUUUGAUUUCAUUCACGUUUUGCAUUCUUUUGUUGAACAGUAAGUGCCCAGUUGUGUGU